Messenger RNA from Porites evermanni, 3142 nucleotides. The record is from the annotation of a GenBank genome assembly. NCBI's taxonomy places the organism in Eukaryota, Metazoa, Cnidaria, Anthozoa, Scleractinia, Poritidae.
AAAAAUCAGUGAGAUAGCGCGGAAAAAAUAUUGUUCCAGAGCUCUCUGUUGAAGUUGAAGAAGUCAUGAUGAUUGUCAUCUUUCUCAGUCUUUGCAUUUCUUUUGCUUUGGUAAGUUUUACAAUAACCUUUAACGAGAAGCUUAAGAUCAAAGGCUGCCAUAUUAAACUAGCAAAAUGCACUAGUCCUCUUUAUAAACCGCCAGUUUUUCCUUAUAGAUGAAGUUGUUAAACGUAAUUUUUAAUUUGUCUUGAUAGGUGUCAAAUAACAUUUUUGUCUGGAACAAGGUCGCAAAUGAGCAAACUUCCUGAACCAUUUUCAAACACAUUCUUUUUGCGCUAUAAAUAUCCUUUUUCUGCCUAUGCGUAGAAGAUGUCUUAGCGUUUUAACCCCAAACUAACUUAAAUGCAUGUUUGCAUUUUUUUGUCUUCCAGGGAAGUUCAAAUCUCCCAGAGCUUGCGGAGUGUAAAAUGGAGGUACAAUUCAUCAUAAUCACAUACUUUUGACCGAUUCACUCACUAUUUACAUUCAUACUGGUUUCUUUCCAAUUCAUGAGACACGCUGUAUUUGUCUCAGUUUACAAGAAUGCUCAGUAAAAUGUUUUGUUAUAUUUUCAAUUCUGAUGAGCUCGUAAUAGAAAAUAAUCAGUCAGAAAGAAGAACGCGCCUUGCUUAUUUGGACAAAUUAAUAUUUGGAUACGCCGGGAUAUGGUUUUUGAUUCACAUCUAUAACAAUAACGUUUUAUGUCUGGGGCUGUAGCUACAGUGAACAGUUAAAGGCAUAACCAGCCAUAUGUUUAGCUUAAUAGCAUUAUUGUUAAGGAAACUCUCUCAUAAAAGUAUUUUCCGUACCCCACUACUCUACGUUUUUUUAACGUACCCAGCAAAGCUAAUUGAUGUAUCAGUUCGUUAAGAAAAGGGUAGACGACGGACUAAAAACCCGUGCCUCCUGUUAUGAAAACCAAAGCCGCAAAUAUGCGUCAAAAAUGUAAGAAAAUAGGUGAUGGCGUAACACUGAGUUUGCAACACACAAGAUCGUCGCCUAUUACUUGAAGUCUUCGAACAUUUUGACUUUUGAUUUACUAAUGAAUAGGACGUAUAAUCUAGCCAUGUUUUUCGUCUUUUACGAGACAUUCAUUAAAUGUGAAGUUCUUUUUCGUUUUCUUUCAUACCCACUCAAAAGGGAGACUGCCAGGCUGGACUGAAAUGUGUUCUGACCAAGAGGCUGAUCGUAAGUGGAACCGUCUACCCCGUCAAGCAAUGCAUGCCGGAAGGCGUGGACAUUGAUGUGGAGACCGUGGACUUGGAUAACCAAUCUGAUAAUGUGUCCAGAGUCAAGCGCUUUCUGUUUAACGUAAGGAUUUUUAUCACAUUUUCCCAUUUGUUUUGAUUUUCAACGUUUCUCGAAUAUUGAGAAUUUAAUUGCCAAACACGAGUCAUGGUGUUCUAUUAGAUUUUAAACACCGAGAUAAGAAUUGAAAAUACUACGCGUACAAGUGUAUAAAAGUAACCGGGCGCUUUCUAUUUUUCGAUUAUUGCUAUUUUCAUGGGGAUACCCUGCGGUAGCCUUUGCGGAGGAGAGAGGUGAAGUUUCCUCACACAAAGAUACUGUAGUUAGCCUUUAUCUUCUACCUCUACAUCUAAAUGCAAAGCUUUGAUAUUGUAUUAACAGAGUUGUUCCUCCGAAUCGGAGUGUCAAUCAAAUUUCUGCUGUGCAUUGGGAAAGAGAUGUGCCCCAAAACUCAGGGAGUACUUUACUUGCUACUUCGUGGUAAGUAAAUCAAGAAAGCCUUUAUUUUGUGUUAGACAAAUAACUUAACAGUGUACGGUAUAUAAAGCUGGUAAUAACUCUGGUAUCAGUAGCGGUUAAGCUUUCCAUGGCGCUUUGAUUUUGUAAUUUAAUGUUAGUAACAGCCUUGUGUUAUACAAUGACAACUUUAGCUCAAAUAUCUAUGGCGUUUUAUAACUGCUGGUAAUCAUCUCAGUUUUUUGCUGUGUUAAUAACAACGUUGCUCUUAAUUUGAUGUCAAUUUCGUGCAAUGAGAGUGACAGCCCUGACUGAGUGUUGGCGACAGCAUUGAUACUCUCAAUGUGGGAGGGACAAAACCUAUGGGAAAAGCCUUGCUGGAGCGGGUUUUAAGAAAUACCCUUAAAGUUAAAAGUUAGCGAUAGGUUUAAAUGAUGGCAUGAGAAAACAGUCCACAUUUCGCGACGCCACUGUUAGUUUCCUUACGAAGUGACGUUUGAGAAACGACUGCAGAAAUUCGGAUCCAUACUGAUGACUUGUCACUACCCAGACCUGUGCAGUGCUUCUGAUUGGUUGAAGCAAUACCAAGAUCUGGAUCAGUAUGGAAUUUCGGCAGCCGUUUCUCAGACGUCAUUUUGCGGGAAAACCAGGUGGCGUGGCGAACUGGCGAUGUGUCGGCUGGUUUUUUCAGGUUAUUUAGUUAAAUGCUUUCUAACAAGACAGACAACCUCGAUUCACUGCUAGUAACAGUGCUUGUUCUCAGUGACCCAAUAUAUUCAACUGCGAAAUGUUGACACUAGGUUAGGAAUAGAGUAGGUUGGAAAAAAUAUACCAGCAAUUAACCCCUCCCCAACUUAAGACAGGGAUCGGAAGGCGUUUUAAGUGGAGUUUUAGGCGGCUUCAUCCUAGUCUCCCUUGCAGCCGUUUUUGUCUCCUUCCGCAAAGCUCCGCCCCAUUGUGUGACGAAACAAAAAUGGCUGCAAGGGAGACCAGCUUCAUCCUUGAUUUCGGGGAAUGCGGGGUUUCCUUUUUCACGUCAUUCUGUUUAAAAUCGUAGGUUAAUAGCGGAAGAGGUAGCCUAAGAACGGAUUCAAUAUACCUAUAUACCACAGAUCUCUAGAUGUUUAACUGACCUUUUCGUCUGAAUCCAUGUAAAGAGGUUUAAAUGUAUUAGAAAAUGUUUCAAGAGCCAAAAGGGUAUAUGUUUUCUUUAAAACAGGACAAACACAAGUGUGGCUGCGGCAACGGACUGGCCUGCAAAGUGACUACAACAAUCACACUACCGUUUGGAAUAAAAAUCCCAAUAAAGCAGUGCGUGAAGGCAGCAUAAAAUGAUGAACCUCGGUUACGAAAAGAGUAGUUUAGACAGUGUGUCAAGUAAUAAACAACAAAGGGGU